AUGCUAAAAAGGCCGGGAGAGUAUGAACCCCCCUUAGGUAAAAUAUGGACAAGAGCAGAAUCCAGAAUGUGGACAAUAACAAUGUUCAGUGGAACUUGUGUUUUGUAUGCCGCCCGUGCUAGUCUUCCAAUUUGUGCGGCUGCCGUGGCGAAAGAAUUCGCGUGGAAUAAGACAGAUUCGGGUACCGUACUCUCGUGCUUCUUCUGGGGAUACGCUCUUACACAGGUGUUCGCAGGGAGGAUAGCUGAUAAAUAUGGUGCUGAAAAGAUCCUUCCCUACUCGAGUCUCGCAUGGACAAUGAUCACAUUCUUCACUCCUCACCUAUUCGAUUUCGCGUAUUGGACUAACUAUCCGCUCGUUGUUCUGUUAGCAAUUCGUGUUUUGACUGGUGUUUGUCAAGCAUUUCAUAUUCCAUCCCUCGCCUCGAUCGUCUCGAAACAUUUGGCUGCUGCUGACAAGGGACGCGUUUUUGGAAUUGUGUUGGCUGGCUCUCACUGGGGAACAGUCCUUGCCGGUGCUAUCGGAAGUAUCCUCAUCGAAUGGAUCGGUUGGAGGUCUCUUUUCCAAUUCGUCGGAAUUCUAUCACUGAUUUGGUGUUGGGUAUUCCGAUGGGUUCUGGAUAAGAAUAAGGGAAUGACUGGUGGUGGAGGAAGAAGUUCACCGCAACCAGAUGAAGAGGUUCUGUUGGAUAAGAAACAUGACACGAUCGAAUCCCACCUGUCAGCCAACGCCCCGUGUCCAUCAGUCCCCUGGGGAACACUAUUCCGUCAUCCGGCAUUUUGGGCGGCCGCCGUUGCACAGUACACUGGUGGCAACUCCUAUUCGAUUCUUUUCAACUGGCUCCCAUCGUAUUUCCAUGAAACAUUCCCAACUGCUAAAGGUGUCGUCUAUAAUGUUGUACCGUCACUCGCUAUCGUCGUCACCUCAUUAGUGGCGCCAGUGAUGGCUUCACGAUUCCUUGCCGAAGGAAAAACGGUGACUUACACGAGAAAAUUGAUGGAGGGAGCGAGUUUGAUUGGAAUCGCAUUCUGUCUGAUGCUUGUCCCAAUGACGUCAUCAUUCUGGCUGUCGCUUCUGAUCUUCACGAUGGCGAUGGCGGCGAGAGGGUUGCAUCACGGAGGUGUUUCGGUGAAUCCACAUGAUUUUGCACCGAAUCACGCGGGAAGUGUUUUUGGCGUGUUCAACGCUUGUGGAGCCAUCACGGGAUUCGUCGGAGUCUACAUUGCUGGUCACAUUCUCGAGGCGACAAACAACAAUUGGUCGUACGUAUUCGUCGUCACCGCUGCUCAAUGUGUCGUCGGAGCAAUGGUUUACACACUUCUAGGCACAGGACAGAAGAUUAUUUGA
This is a messenger RNA of Caenorhabditis remanei, 1347 nucleotides long. RefSeq lists its product as uncharacterized. The record is from RefSeq and is a predicted model, not a curated record. Gene Ontology annotation, biological process: transmembrane transport. The coding region runs from base 1 to 1347 and encodes 448 amino acids. Gene Ontology annotation, molecular function: transmembrane transporter activity. NCBI's taxonomy places the organism in Eukaryota, Metazoa, Nematoda, Chromadorea, Rhabditida, Rhabditidae. The transcript has 7 exons.